Panthera uncia (snow leopard) is the source of this 2533-nucleotide messenger RNA. It is a transcript of the gene FRAT2, whose product is annotated as FRAT regulator of WNT signaling pathway 2. Lineage: Eukaryota; Metazoa; Chordata; Mammalia; Carnivora; Felidae. The transcript has a single exon. Bases 428 to 1135 code for a protein of 235 amino acids. Gene Ontology annotation, cellular component: cytoplasm. The record is from RefSeq and is a predicted model, not a curated record.
GGACGGAAAAAGGACGCAGCUCUCCCAACGAUCCAGAGCCCCUCCUAGGUAGGUACCGAGAGCAAACACCAGAAAGCUCCGGCCGCGACCCUGCGCUGCCCGCGACGACCAGUAACCCGUCCCCUGGUCGCACGUCUCCCCCCCCCCCCGCGUCCUGGCGCGGUGGUAGGGCCCGGCGGCGACGUCACCCAUUGUUUACAAAUCAACCCGAGCCGGUAGGAUUCCGGCUCCCGCGGCUGCAGGCGCGCGGCGCGAGUGCCUGGCGGCUUCCCGCUUCCGUGUCCGCCCCGGCCCCGGCCCCGGGCCCGGGCCCCGCUCCCGCUUCGGCCUCAGCACCGCUCCCCGCUCCGCCGCGGCCCAUCGAGCCCGGCGGGCCGCCGAGCCGCCAGAGCCGGCCGCCGAGCUCCGUGUGCCCGGGCGGGGGGCCAUGCCGUGUCGGAGGGAGGAGGAAGAGGAAGCCGGCGAGGAAGCGGAGGGGGAGGCGGAGGAGGAGGAGGAGGAGGACAGCUUCCUCCUGCUGGAGCAGUCGGUGACGCUGGGCGGCUCGGGCGAGGUGGACCUGCUGGUGGCCCAGAUCGGCGAGGCGCUGCAGCUGGACGCGGCUCAGGACAGCCCGGCCUCCCCGUGCGCGCCCCCGGGGCCGCCGCUGCAGCCCCCGCGGCCCCCGGCGGCCGUGCGGGCGGACAAGGCCCGGCCCCCUGCGCUGCCACUGCUUCUGCCGCCCGCGCCGGCCGAGGCGGUGGGCCCGGCGCCCCCGGGGGCCCUGCGCUGCGCCCUCGGGGACCGCGGCCGCGUGCGGGGCCGGGCUGCGCCCUACUUCGUGGCCGAGCUCGCCGCAGGCCCCAGCGCUCUGCCUGGGCCGUGCCGGCGAGGUUGGCUGCGGGGCGCCACCGCCUCCCGCCGCCUGCAGCAGCGACGAUGGCCCCCAACUGGGACGCGCGCCCGCGAAGACGACCCGCACCGGCUCCUGCAGCAGCUGGUGCUCUCGGGGAACCUCAUCAAGGAGGCCGUGCGAAGACUUCAGCGAGCCGUCGCUGCCGUUGCAGCCACGAGCCCAGUGGGCGCCGCUGGGCCGGGAGGCGGCCGCAGCGGACCGGACCCUGUCUCCCUGCAGCCUUCUGGCGCUUUGCACUGACCCGGGGGCCCCUGGAGGAGGAAGAGGACACCGCUUCGCAGACCCAACAGCGUCCUACCCUCACCGACCGAGAGCUGAAGCCGCCGUUGCGGUCCUGGGAGCGACCGCCCAGGCUGCGGAGAGACGCGUGGGGAGAGACCUCAAGGCGAGAAAGAAGUUACCGGCCCCAGCGAGGCUGUCGGAGAACAGGAGCCUGGAGAAAUGCACGGGCCAGGGCGCAUAGGUGCCGCGUGAGAGUUUUCUCUGCCACCUCGGGGCCAAUGACCUGGGAUAAAACUGGGAGAACUAUGGCAGCUACUGGCAUCGACUUGUACCUGACUUAAGCCUUGGGGGCGUCAUGUGCUUCGAUUGUUUAAAGACAGGGUUCUGAGGGGCGGGUAUCGCCUGGGCUUUAUUAACAAUACUUGAAAACUAAUGACACGCAAACAUUUUAUUUUCUGGUGGAAGAGCUUAGUGGAAAUGGUGCUACAAUUGCUGUGCAAAGAAAUUCCAGAGGGAAGAAGAAUGUAAAAGCUUGGUGGUGGUUGGGUUGCCAUCACCCCCUUUUCCCCACCCAACUGGUGUUUGGUGGAGGUGGGAGAUGUGAACUCCAGUUAGGGGGUUAGAGGGAGCUGAAGAAUUUUGAAGGUGGCGCCAGUUGGAGUUGAAUGUGGACUUUUAACUGACUUGACCUUGCCACCUGUGGUUCAAGGUCACAGUUUGCUCUCUGGCAGAAGGCUGUGGGGUUCCUGGGAGAACUAAAUUCAUCCCUGGGUCUUUUCUUUCUCUUGCCCCAAGAAGAGCCCUGUCUGUGCUUUGCUACCUUUUGGAGUCUCCCGAGGACACACAGAAGCAGAGAGGGACCUGUGGGGAGAGUUAUUUUUCUGUGCUUUCCUCUUUCCAGAACUCCUCCUCCUCUUUCCCUGAGGCCACUCUUGGCCUAGCCUUGAGCUUUCUCAGAAAGUCAUAAACAGUCUCCCCUGUCCUCCCAGCCAGACUUUGUUAUUUCACCCUUUCUGGUGUCUGCAUGGGAUAGAUGAGACCCUGGAUGUUUUUCUGCUAUGUUCUGGCCGUCUGUGGGGCCAUGGGCCUGAGCCUUUGUGGGUCCUCAUCCCUCACAGCCUUCUUCUGUCACUAGCUCUUCUUGUGAGCGACUGAAACCGUGUUUAAAAUGUGACUCUCCGAGAGGAGAACCCGCCGGCUUUACCCUUGUGAAACUUGACGGCACUUUAAGGAAAGUGCCACCCCCAAACUUUAAGGUAGCUAAACAUUUUAAAAACAGUUUCAAUGGCUCGUUCAUCCUCCAGAUGUAGCUGUUGACGUACACUUCGCACCGGAGUGUCUGAAAUUGUGGUGGUCCUGAUUUAUAGGAUUUCUUAAUUAAAAUGUCUGCUGAAUAAAUUUGGUUUUUGUUUUGGA